Molecule: messenger RNA, 1202 nt
Organism: Dicrocoelium dendriticum
Lineage: Eukaryota; Metazoa; Platyhelminthes; Trematoda; Plagiorchiida; Dicrocoeliidae
Source: the annotation of a GenBank genome assembly
AUGCGUCUCGUUAUAUCUUUUUCUGGGGCUUCUCUAUUUGAGCAUCUUAAUGCUUCUUUCUCUCAGGACCCGGACGCCGAAGCGUUUCUUGCUCGCUUCUACAAAUUCACUCCUGGCUUACCGAGUAGUACUUCUGUGGCAUCACAGAAUGGGAAGAGGCCACUUGCCAGUCCACACCUCGACAAUGAGCCUCCUGCCAAACGUGUUCAUACAGAGAAACCCGUGUCUGCACCACGCGCUAUCAAUUCUUCUAGUUCCAAAAAGUCCUAUCCCAAACCGGAAAAAGCCUCACCAUCUGUUUCACAUCGGAAACCAGUACCACAGCAAGUCCCUACACCUGCAACAACUGCUGAGAACACUAACGAAACGCCUACGCCCUCCCAGCGAGUCAGUUCUCUACGUUUAAGAAUACGGAAGGGCAAAGAUGGAUUGAACGUUUCAUCAGCUCCAACUCCACCUCCGUCAGAUCUCUCACCUGUGCUUGGCUCUUUUGCGGAAGUUAGCACACCCUCGAUCAACGACCCACUACGAAUAACGAUUAAGCAACUCCCCAGCACCUGCACUACGGUUGGCAACCAUGCGGAUUCUCGAGCUGCUCCCGUGUUCUCUGUGACGACUACUACGGUCACUCCAGCUCCUCCCACCACUCUGAUGGGAGUUUGUGUGAAAUACCCGCCUUCGUCUUGCAAAAAAUCCACUGCAGUCGUCACACCUCUUCGAAGGGACGAAGCUCCUCCUUGUCCGAAGGAUGAGCGUGUCAGUUUAUCGGCCUCUAGUGACGAUUACGAAGAGACCAGGUCGACGGAUCUUGAACGAAUUGGUACUCAUCCUCUGAAACAACUUGAGUCACACGUUUUACGACGUGCUCACAGACAGCGCACUACUGGAAAAGGGAAAGAGGUAGAAAUACCGAAGGCUUCCCUUAGUGAUGAUACUGCUUGCCAGAAAACAAUUUGUACUCCCUCGGAUACAACUAAAGCAGAGGAGCCCGCUCGCAACUCCCCGAAGCGUACGUCACCCGUGUUGCCUCAUGCUGGGUGAGCACUGAUACCGUUUUGCAUUUCGAGACUAUUUUCUGCCGUCAUAUAUUUUACCACACUGCCUGAGCUAACAAACUGUUUCUUUACGCACUCUGAUCAAGCACCAUCCUUCUCCAUCCUUUUGGAUGCACACUUUGGCAAUUUAUCUUAGGAUAAUCGGAU